AUGCAUUUUAUGGCAGGCCCUGCAAGGAGCAAGAGUCUGGGGCCUCUGUGCCUCCACAGCACCCCUCAAGCCCUGUACAUGGUCUUCUUAAUAGUGCUGGUCAUGAUGAGUUUGGCAUUUGGUAAGUUUGUUCCUAUCAAUUGGGAACCCCCUCAACCACUUCCAUUCCCCAAAUACCUGCGCUGCUACCGAUGCCUCUUGGAGACCAAGGAGCUAGGGUGCCUUCUGGGAUCUGACAUCUGCCUCACCCCGGCUGGCAGCAGCUGCAUCACUCUCCACAUAAAGAACAGUAAUGGUUCUGACAUCAUGGUGAGUGACUGCCGAAGUAAGGAGCACAUGAGUGAUUGUUCAAAUACCCGAACUUCUCCGGUUUCUGGCUUCUGGAUAUUCUCUCAAUGCUGCUUCCUGGAUUUCUGCAAUGACCCUCAAAACAGAGGACACUAUACCUUAGAGUGACUGCAACAACCUUUGGCAUAACAUUCCAUCC
Molecule: messenger RNA, 487 nt
Organism: Saimiri boliviensis boliviensis (Bolivian squirrel monkey)
Lineage: Eukaryota; Metazoa; Chordata; Mammalia; Primates; Cebidae
Gene: LY6G5C
Product: lymphocyte antigen 6 family member G5C
Cellular component (GO): external side of plasma membrane
Source: RefSeq, a predicted model, not a curated record